This is a messenger RNA of Cylicocyclus nassatus, 3219 nucleotides long. NCBI's taxonomy places the organism in Eukaryota, Metazoa, Nematoda, Chromadorea, Rhabditida, Strongylidae. The record is from the annotation of a GenBank genome assembly.
GUUCAGUUCGUCGUUUCUGCGCGCGUUCGUUCCUUAUCCUAAUAUUUAGUUAUGCGAUAGGAACUGAUUGUUAGAACGAAAAUAUCAUAAGCGUCGCCUACAGCUUCGGUACAUCUGUAUAGUUCUUAUUGUCAAAGAACGCGUCGUCAAAGCACCAUGCGGAUUCGAUUGAAUUCGAAUGCACUUGUGCAGUUUCCUCGUGUUAUUGCGGGUACGAGCACAAGCACGAAGCUACCGGAAGGCACGAGAUUACCGGAAGGUGUUGACUGCUGGUGGGGCGACGCUGAAUUCGCAAAACGUAUGCGACUACUGCCUCAUUCGAUUGCUGCUGCACUUUAUCGCGACCCGGCGACAAUCGCCGCCGUUGAGUGCAGGAAGAGCUCUGUAUCAUCACGUCAUAGGGAGAUGCCAACCUUUCGGCCAAAGAAAGUCCUUAUUCUGAGUAAGACUACCCGGUUUGAAUUCGAGAAGCGCUUACAUAAUAUUGGCGACGACAGGGAAUUAGAGAACCUGUUGAAACGUCGAGGUUCUGACUACCAUCUAUUAUACUCUAAGCAUCAGAGCCACUAUGACUACUUGAAGACUAUUCGGUCUGAACUUGAAGCUGCUGGGGUCGAGGCGCGAGUAGUCCAACGAGUCGACUACACAGACGAUGCUGUGAGUUGGGCAGAUGCAGUAGUGACGGCAGGUGGAGAUGGUACAUUUCUACUUGCCGCUUCACGGAUUCGACGUAAGGAUAUACCUGUGAUAGGAAUCAACACCGAUCCUCAAGGAUCUGAAGGUUACAUGUGUCUGAUGAGAAAGCUGUCACAGGAUCAUUUCAAAAAGGCCUUGCAGCGACUAUUUAGUGGAGACUUUAGCUGGCUGUUCCGCCAACGUAUCCGCAUUACUCUUAGCGGGGAACCUCAACAAGGAAUCGGUAACUCCGUGGAAUUGAAUGAUGGGCAGCUCAACCAGGCUCCAUCUACGACUCGAUGGAUGGAUGCGCACAAUAUUCCCAGUCCUCCUGCACCCUUUCCAUCACCAUCUCCACAGGAAGACUCUCAUGAUAAUUCACUCGACGAGGAGUUGAAUGAGGACAAAAAAUCGAAGAGUGGCUCUCGUGAGUCUGUGAAAAAGGUGACAGUGCAGCUACCUGUAUUAGCUCUCAAUGAGGUAUUCAUUGGAGAGAGCUUAUCAUCCCGUGUAUCAUACUACGAGAUAAAAAUCGACAAAAGUGCGAUGGUCAGACAGAAAAGUAGUGGAAUCGCUAUCUGCACUGGAACGGGUUCUACAUCCUGGUACUUCAACAUAAACAAACUGACGGACCAAUGUGUUUCUGAACUGCUUCGUAUAGCAGCGGAACGAUGCAAGGUCAACCUUCCAUUCAAUAAUGAGCAAGUCGUCAGCGACAUAUGCACAAAGUUCAAUCAGCAAUUGAUAUUCUCUCCUGAUUCUCAAAGAAUGGCAUUUUCUGUACGAGACCCUAUCUUCAAUGCAACAUUUCCUCCAGUAUCUCCUCGCGGGUUCGCUGAGAAGAUAUUCGUCAAAAGUCGGGGAUACGAUGCGCAUCUGGUCGUUGAUGGAGGCGUAUCUUAUCAGUUCAACGAUGGCGCUGAAGCUUCGCUGGAAGUGCAUGAGGAGGAUGCUUUGCGCACAGUUAUCUUCAGCGUAGUAUCAUAUGCGCUGGAAGGAAAAGAUCUAUCAGAAGUCGUUGUUGGUUAUCUGGGUAUUCCAUAUGCUAAAGCACCUAUCAAGGAUCUUAGGUUCAAGGAAUCCGAGAUAGCCUCUUUUGAUGAAACCGGUACAUAUACGGAAUGGCCGAAAGGAUGUUCAGGAUACCUGGAUGAAGGAGGUAACGAGGACUGCCUCUAUCUUAGCCUGCUUGUUCACAGGAAGAAAAGUUCAGAAAAGCGAAGUACACUUCUGAUCAUCACGAAUGAAGAAUUGAGCGAGAAGAAAUUGAUUGGAUUAGUGUCGUCCCCAUUGAACAUCGGUGUGGCAGCCAUCAGAAGUGGACUGCUAGGCAGUUUUGCUAACAGUUCUUAUGGAAUAAGCGACGUCAUAAAUGCAGUAAAGUUUCUCAAAAACAACGCGGAUCUCUUCAAUGUUGGAGAGAUUACUGUAUGGGCAGAGUCAUUCGAGGCUGAGACUCUUGCUUCGGCUCUUUCUCAAGCAGGUAUCGAACAGUUCUUCCAAAUACCUUAUGAAGAUUUCUAUUUGGGUGUUGAUCGAGCAAUUUUGAUUAACGGUAAUGCGAAGACGAGGACUAUUGGGAGGGACCGAUUUUCAUCUCGACUCACUUAUAGAAUAGUUGCAGAUUUAGAAUGUGAUUUACCCUCAUCUGCCCAAUCUCUCGAUUGCUUGCGGUCAAAGUCACUUUCGGAGCUUCAAAAGACUGUGAAAAAAGUUUCGUCUUCAUUUUAUCCUUUUGGAAAUCCCUUCCGAUCGCCUCCUCUCGAGCAACCCUAUAUUCCCACAAUCCUAGGAGUCUAUAAACAGCUACCUCGAGAUUAUCCAACGGAUGCAAAUUUUGACGAAAACUAUAGCUAUGUCGACUUCAAGAAAGCUCUCGCAGGUCUCCUUCCUGACUCUAUAUACAGAAAUGCCCCAUUACUGCGAAGAAUGAUUCUUCAUCAUUACAUCUACACUCAAGGAGAUAAGAAGAAUACGUACUUGUUAUUUGAGCAAAUAAGAAAAGCCAUAUAUGACCGUGAUUUCAUAGCCCCAACGCAAAAGCUUGUCAAUGAGUUGAGAAGAAACGAGAAUCCUGUGUAUUUGCUUGAGUAUGGCAUUGAUAACCCACCAAAAUCUUGCCUUCAAGAUGGAGGUUGGGAAGACAUCAAGCCAUUUUGUGACAAAAUUUUCCAGUACUUCACGAGAUUUGCUAUCAAAGGACAACCAACAAAAAAUAGCUGCGAGCCAACGAAUCCAACCUGGCCUGCAAUGGGUACCUCGAAGCGCGACUAUCACGUUAUUCUCAAGGCUGAUGGCACAGUAGAAUGGGAUUCGAAUUUCCAUCUGGCAAGCGUGGAAUUGUGGAAUAAUCUGCUACCAGCAUUGGAUCAGCUAGAACUCAGCGGAAGGAGGGACACCGCCUUCGCGGAGGAAGUACAGCUGUCACCGACUGAAUUGGAAGACGAUGUACAAGAAUGGCAUCGCAGAUCUGCGGAAGUGGGAGGAUUUGACUAUACUGAAGAGCAAGCUUUGAAUGAUCUACCUUAUCAUGGGGAUUUAUAG